This is a messenger RNA of Anoplophora glabripennis (Asian longhorned beetle), 288 nucleotides long. Its product is annotated as farnesol dehydrogenase-like. Bases 1 to 288 code for a protein of 95 amino acids. The transcript has 2 exons. NCBI's taxonomy places the organism in Eukaryota, Metazoa, Arthropoda, Insecta, Coleoptera, Cerambycidae. The record is from RefSeq and is a predicted model, not a curated record.
AUGGAAAGAUGGGUUAGAAAAGAGGCUGUAGUCACAGGUGCCAGUUCCGGUAUUGGAGCUGCUAUUGCUGAACAACUUGUUAAACAAGGACUUCUUGUUGCAGCUCUAGCACGAAGAAAGGACCGUUUGGAGGAACUACAGAAGAAAGUCUCGAACCAAAAAGGAAAGUUACACCCGGUCGUUACCGACGUAUCCAAAGAAGAAGACAUCUUAAACGCCUUCAAAUGGAUCAAGGAAAACUUUAGCUACAGGAAUACUGGGAGGUAUAAUCUUUCCGAUCUCAAUUGA